Molecule: messenger RNA, 1191 nt
Organism: Dichomitus squalens LYAD-421 SS1
Lineage: Eukaryota; Fungi; Basidiomycota; Agaricomycetes; Polyporales; Polyporaceae
Product: UV excision repair protein Rad23
Exons: 6
Coding region: 1-1191 (396 amino acids)
Biological process (GO): nucleotide-excision repair; proteasome-mediated ubiquitin-dependent protein catabolic process
Cellular component (GO): cytosol; nucleoplasm
Molecular function (GO): damaged DNA binding; ubiquitin binding; proteasome binding
Source: RefSeq, a predicted model, not a curated record
AUGAAAAUCACCGUUAAGACACUACAGCAGAAGGUCUUCCAGAUCGAUGCGGAAGGCUCAGAUACUGUAGGCGAUUUGAAGAGGAAGAUUCAGGAGACCCAGGGCCAUGCACUCGAAAGUCAGAAAUUGAUCUACUCUGGCAAGGUGCUGCCUGACUCCAAGACGGUGGAAUCAUGUGAGAUCAAGGAGAAGGAUUUCUUGGUGCUCAUGGUCUCAAAGCCAAAGCCGGCUCCCUCUAAUGCCCCACCGGUCACAAGCGGUGCUCCUGUCGCUGCCGCACCACCCGCUGCUGCCGCCCCUGCGCCUGUUCCCCAAGCCACCUCGUCUGCUACUGCCCUUGCCCCUGCCCCUGCUGCCCCUCAGCCACCGAACGCGCCUAUCCUCACUCCUGCUCAGGCUGCACCUAUCGAGGGUGCCGCGCCCGUCCCUGCCGGAGAUGGCUCCUUCCUAACAGGAGAGGCACUCCAGUCAACCGUUAACAAUAUGAUCGAAAUGGGAUUCGAGCGCGAGCAAGUCAUGCGUGCGCUUCGCGCGAGUUUCAACAACCCCGAGCGUGCAGUCGAAUACCUUUUCAACGGCAUUCCCGCACAUCUCGAGCACAUGGCCUCAGCGGCCCCCGCGGCCCCCGCACUGCCCGCCGCACAGGGCCAGCCGUCCGUCGCGACCCCAGCCCAGCCCGCGCAACCCGUAGCCCAGCAGCCAGCCCAGCAGCCGGCCGCUCAGCCCCAAAACCUCUUCCAGCUCGCCCAGCAGCAACAGCAGCAGGCGGCACACCCUGGAGUAGGGGCCGGUCUUGGCGGUGCAGGCGGUGGGGGCUCCCUCGCGGACCACCCGCAAAUUCAGCACCUCCGCCAGCUGAUGCAGCAGAAUCCCCAGCUCGCGCAGCCGAUCAUUCAGGAGCUUGCCGCGCAGAAUCCGGGGCUCGCGCAGGUGCUUGGGCAGAACCCCGAGAUGCUCGCGCAGCUGCUCAGUGGGGCGCUUGCGGGCGAGGGCGACGAAGGUGGCGAUAUCCCUCCUGGGGCGCAGGUCGUGCACGUCACUGAGGAGGAGCGCGCGGCGAUCGAACGCUUGGAGGCACUUGGUUUCCCCAGGCAAGCCGUGAUCGAGGCGUACUUUGCGUGUGACAAGAACGAAGAGCUCGCGGCGAAUUACCUGUUCGAUGGCGCAUUCGAUGACCAGGGAGAGCCGUAA